Messenger RNA from Sinocyclocheilus rhinocerous, 609 nucleotides. RefSeq names its product ADP-ribosylation factor-like 14 (gene arl14). Gene Ontology annotation, molecular function: GTPase activity; GTP binding. NCBI's taxonomy places the organism in Eukaryota, Metazoa, Chordata, Actinopteri, Cypriniformes, Cyprinidae. The record is from RefSeq and is a predicted model, not a curated record.
AUGGGCCAUUCAGGAUCCAGGCACAAACCUGAAGCACAAAUCCUCCUCCUAGGGCUCGACGGAGCUGGAAAAUCAACACUUCUUUACAAACUGAAGUACAAUGAGGACUUCCACACGGUUCCUACAGUUGGAUUCAAUGUUGAAAUGAUUGAAGCGAAGAAGAACAGGGACAAAAUCACGCUGACCAUAUGGGACGUUGGAGGGCAGAUUAAGAUGCGAGCGCACUGGAGGAAUUUUUACCAAGACACAGCUGGAAUUGUGUUCGUCGUGGACUCUUCUGAUAUUAAGCGUCUGGACGAGGCCAAGAGCGUGCUGGAACAGACCUUAAAGGGUGACCACCUCAGGGGACUCCCGGUGGUGGUUCUUGCCAACAAGCAAGAUAUUGUAGGAGCUGCAAUGGUAACAGAGAUCACAGAGCAGUUUAACCUGAUAAAGAGUUGCAGUGACCGAGACUGGUUCAUUCAGCCGUGUUCGGCGCUGACUGGAGCAGGUCUGGUGGACGGCUUUAGACGAGUGGCACACCUGGUGAAAAUGACACCUGAGGACAAUAACAUCAAAGAGACCGUGAAGUAUAUAAGAUCAAAAUCGGUUAUGUCAUUAAAGAAAUAG